CAUUCACAAAAGAGCAGGCAACAAUUCCGAACGAUAAUUCAGUUCAGAAAUUUGUUUUCGUAAAAAAUUAUUAUGCACGUGAAACGUGUACGAAAUAGACGAUAGACAAUGUAGCAUUAGAAAUUUUGUUCAAACCAAAAUUAUUAAUUUAUUAAAAGAAAAUACUCAAAAUUGUGAUAUUAAAAUUCAUUGAAAAUGAAACUACUGAUUAAUGGAAAGUUAUGUUUGUACUACUUGUUGUGCGUUUUGAAUCAUCAAGCGAACUCACUGAAUUUGAUCGCUUAUGUAUCGCAAAAUGGAUUGUUUGGACAAUUUCAAUUCUCUCCACACUCAAAUACUGAAAUUAAAAUUACUACCGAGCUAGCAACCACGCUCCAAUAUCCUGAUCAAAUAUGGAGCUGGGGAAUAAAUGAGUUUCCAGUUGACUACAGUAUUGUCGAUCACAAACGAUGCAGCAAUGAACAACUGGGAAAACAGUUAAUCAAUUUUGAUGAUGCCCUCGGCUACUUAACACUGCCAGGAAAUGAGACAACUACUUGGUUCAGCAAUAUGACCCUGACUGGCGAGAAAGGUCUCUGGGGAAAGUCACUAGUUUUGUCGAAUCCCAAUACAGAUUUCACAAUUUGCGCUACCAUAUCCACAAAAGAUCAAGACACCGAUCACUUAGCUGAAGCCAGAUUUCAUUCGAAAAUUGCUGGUUCCAUUUACUUCCGUUGGCUGUCCGCUAAGAGGAGUGAUCAUUCGGACACAUUAAUUCAUUCGAAUUUGUACCACAAUCAGAAACUAUCGGAGAACGAUGACACAGAUUACACGAGCCACUCGUGGAAACUGUACAUUACCGACAUCUUCGACGACAAAACCGAUCGACCGGAAGAGAAUUGCAAUGUUUUGCAAUUAGUGUUUGAUCCACAAAAUUUGGCGAACGGGAAAUCGAUUGGCGAUAUCGAUUCGCGGUUGGGUGACAUCAAAAUUGCCGCUAAAAUGAAAUCAAUGAGACAGAUAUUUCAAGAUGAUUUGCUGAAAUUGCUUCCGAAUGAUUUAACCGGUCCGCAACGUCAACUGUAUGUGGUCAUAUUCGAUAGUGUGCAUAGGGAAAACUUCCUUGGCUGUGCCAAAAUCCGUCAUGUUAGAUCGAGAAUGGUGAAGUCGACAAUAAACAACAUGGGAGUCAAGGGAGAGAUUACAAUGCAACAAAAGUUGAAAUUCGAGCCUACUUGGGUAGCUUUCAAUUUUUUUGCAGCGUCUAACAAGUCUCGAGAAAAUAUCGAAUUGGUUCGUAGUGUUUCCAAGAUUCUAAUUGCAGAUCUACCACCGAAUCCAAUUUUCGCUAAUAAACUGGACUUUUGUUCCACGUCUGGCGAAAUGUUCAAUCCCACCGGUAUCGAUUUAAGCAAAACUCCACCACCCGGCCUGGGAACUCAAGAUCAAUAUGCCGUUGGUGAUAUAACUGGAAAACUGAAAUCUCAAAUCAAUACCGAAUUGACUGGCGAAUAUUUGGAUUUAUACAUGCCCUUGGAAGGAACGAAUAGUGUAGUUCAUCGUGGUUUUACCAUUGAAAGACACGAUGAUAGCGCGAACAUUACCGCUAAAACCAAAUAUCAUUCAUGCGGUACGUUAACACUGUACGAUGAUACGACACAUUAUCAAACCGCAAUGUUUACGGCUGAGGUAUUGUUUCGAUAUCCAAUUGUUGGACGCAUACUAUUCCGUCAGCCACGCGACGAGCCAUGGGUCGACACAACGAUCAUUGUUGAAUAUUUAAUCCAUGCGGAUGGUUCAACUUUAAACAAAUCGCUUGAUCAUCGAUGGGCAAUUCAUCACCAUCCACCGGGAAUGGAUUUCUAUAAUUGGACGGCGAGAUGCUUAAGUACUGGCGAUGUUUACAAUCCGUACAAAGUCAACUACGAGAAUAAUCUUCCGACAGAAUGUUUUAAUUUGAACGUCGGAAUGUGCCGAUUAGGCGAUCUUAUCAAUCGUCUUGGAUCGUUGUCAAUAGCUGGCAGUAAAGCCGAACGUGGGGUCAGUCGACGGAUGUUUACCGAUGUAAAUUUACCUCUAUCUGGUCACAACAGUAUCCUCGGAAAGUCACUAGUCAUUUAUGAUGAUUUUGGUCCAGUGGCUCGAGGAGAGCGAUUGGCAUGCUCAAUAAUCGGCGGUUACCAUUGGCGAAAAGCAGUCGCAAGAGAUUGGUAUGCGAAUGGAGUCCCGUUAUCGCUUGCCGGGAAACUUGAAAUGUUUCAGCAAUCCGAAUACGAUCUUACAAAUGUAGAGGUGCAUUUUAAAGAACUGAAAGACAACAGCGGUUAUCACGUUCACGUCACUCCCAUCGAAAGUGAUUUAGAGUUUCCGUGCGAAGAUUCGUCACUAUAUGGCCAUUGGAAUCCACGCGAAAUAGAUCCGAAAAAGUCACCUCCACCUGCAUUCGGCACGUCCGAUCAGUACGAACUGGGUGAUUUGAGUGGAAAAUUUGGAACGUUAGACAAUGUUGAGGAAUAUAUGAAUGCAUACAAUGACACCAAUUUACCGUUGUAUGGAUAUGAAACGGUGUUGGGAAGAUCCAUUGUCAUACACAAGAAAAUGCAUAACUUGCGCUGGGCCUGCAGUACACUGGAACGCGGUUACAGUCCUCAUGAAGCACGAGAGAUUCGUGCAAUAGCCUCAUUCCAUCACCCGUACGGCUAUGCUUAUGGAUACAUUCGCUUUACGCAACUCAUUCACAAUGAUGGCAGUAAAAGUGACACAGUCAUUGAAGUGAAGCUGCAACACCCGGGCGAGAACGAUCGGAAUAUCACGUACAAUCAUCAUUGGAAUAUAUUUGUGAAUCCUGUUGGUGUAGAUGCGACUGUAAAGCAGACCGCUACGAGAUGUGUGGCUGGCGGAUAUAUCUGGAAUCCGUUUUAUACGCAACUGGCCGAUCCAUUAAAUAUGGAUCUUUAUCAUACUGAAUGUGGGACAGAUAAUCCACUCAGGUGUUAUGUUGGUGAUGUAUCGGCUAGGGUUGGAACGAUUGACAUUGGGCACAAGCGAGUCGUAUUUUCCGAUCAAAACUUUCCACUUGAAGGUACUCAAAGCGCUGUUGGUCGAUCUAUUGUUAUCUUCGGACCAAAUUAUUCGUCAGAACGAUAUGCGUGCGCUAAUAUCGAGCCAGAUCACGACAUUGUCAAAUAUAUCAACUUACAAAAGCCGCCAAAGUUUGUGGUGGCUCAAUUUCUGGAGGACGCACGACACGUGAUGGGCCUACCGAAAUGGAUGUUAAGCAUCGAUUCGAGAAAAACGAAAACAUUGCACAACGGCGCUUGUAUUCAAAUGAUUGUCCAUUUUAAGGGAGCCCAGGCUCAUCAAAUCGAAAUCGAUUUUUCGAAAUUGCUUACCAGUGGCAGAUUGGACGAGCCAGUCAUUAAAAUUCCGGGCUAUGUGAAUCAGAAGCGAAAAAAAACGUUGUCGUAUCGCAUUUGUUCCGUACGUGAUCCGAAUGAAAAAAAUAAAAAAUUAGUACUGCGACCCGGCAAUCAACGAAGCUAUGGUAUCUCCAUACAGGUCAACGUGCUACUACUAUUCGUGAAUGCAAUUAUUCUUCGAGCUGCGAUUUAAGUUUUUUUUUAAAUUUUAUUUAUUUAUUUUCUUUGUUGGUAUGUGACGUCUGAAAUACAUAAAAUGUUAAUUACA
Messenger RNA from Bradysia coprophila, 3666 nucleotides. RefSeq names its product superoxide dismutase family protein Rsod (gene Rsod). The record is from RefSeq and is a predicted model, not a curated record. NCBI's taxonomy places the organism in Eukaryota, Metazoa, Arthropoda, Insecta, Diptera, Sciaridae. Gene Ontology annotation, molecular function: metal ion binding. Gene Ontology annotation, biological process: superoxide metabolic process.